Messenger RNA from Lutzomyia longipalpis, 818 nucleotides. Its product is annotated as 1-acyl-sn-glycerol-3-phosphate acyltransferase alpha-like. The coding region runs from base 11 to 802 and encodes 263 amino acids. The record is from RefSeq and is a predicted model, not a curated record. The transcript has 3 exons. Gene Ontology annotation, biological process: phosphatidic acid biosynthetic process. Gene Ontology annotation, molecular function: 1-acylglycerol-3-phosphate O-acyltransferase activity. Lineage: Eukaryota; Metazoa; Arthropoda; Insecta; Diptera; Psychodidae. Gene Ontology annotation, cellular component: endoplasmic reticulum; membrane.
CGUGAUUGCGAUGGAUAACGUUGGGAUUUUGGGGAUUUGUCUCACAAUUGCUAUACUUUUGCUCUCAAAAUUCUUCGUGAGAUUAAGAAGUGUCCUAAAUUAUAGCAUCUACAUGGUGUUUUGCAAUAUUGUGGCUCUAUUUCCACUACUUCUCUUCCCAUUUCGCCCAUUUGACUCGAGAAAUGCUCUGUGGGCUGCUUCUUUGGGGAGAUUUGUUGCCCGUCUUAUGGGUAUAACGUACAAAAUCGAGGGAAUGGAAAAUGUGAAGAGAUCCCAUGGAAGUAUUAUUGUAAUCAAUCACCAGAAUGUCCUCGACUUACUCGUGUUGGCCUACAUUUGGCCCCACAUUGGACCAGCUUCGGUGGUUGUGAAGAAGCAAUUAAUGUACUAUGCAAUCUUCGGUGUAGCUUCAUGGACUUGGGGAUCCCUCUUUAUUGACAGAUCAAAUCCUCAGCGUGCCUUCGAGAGCCUCCAGCGACAAUCGGAAGCAAUUGCGGAGAGGAAGAUUAAACUGAUUUUCUUUCCGGAAGGAACACGCAAUAGGGGUGAAAAAUUGCUACCAUUCAAGAGGGGUCCCUUUAAGUUGGCACUGCAGUGCCAGUGCCCUGUGCAACCCAUUGUGGUGUCCCGGAAUGAUUUCUUCCGCCACACAUCUGAUGAGGGGAAGGCACCCGCUGGGAGAGGAAUUAUCAGGAUUCUUCCGGAAAUUCCAACAAGAGGUCUCAACACCAAUGACUUGGCGGCAUUCAUUGAGGGAGUUCACGAUGAAAUGGAUAAAGUGUACAUGGAGUUGAAUUGCUAAAAAUAAGGGAAAAUAU